CCCAAUCAGAGACACAGCCACAAGCACCACCGCUGUUGCACUCCGAGGAAUAAACGGAGGAUUAUCAGUAGACGGAGUUCAGGUUGUGAUGUCCACAUCUAGGUUUGACCGUGUGAGGGAAAUGCCUCUCUAUGACCAGGUCCCAGUGAAUCCUGGAUGGAGGGAUACUGAACUGCCCCCUCUCCCACCCUCACCACAACUACAUGUGACUGUGCCAGCAGUCAGCUUAGAUCCCCUCCCCCCUCCUCCCCUACCUGAGCAGCCAGCUGUGGGGCCUGAAUUUUUCUAUCCCUCCAAUGAUGACGAACCAGCUGAGGGGGACUGUGAAGCAAUGGACAUCAAGCCAGUUCAUCGCUUUAUUCCCGAUUCUAUCAAAAACCUUUUCCGGGGCAACAGUGGGAGCCGAAGCAGCAAAGGGUGGCCUGUUACUUCUACACAACUUCACUCCCCCGCCCCAUCAGCCAAUAAGAAUACCACCUGCCACACCACAACAGGAGUCCCCUGCUCACCACCCAACUCUGCCCCUCCAUCUCCUUCGCUUCCUGGCUCAUAUCGGGACCCCUACGGUGGGUCAGGGUGGGGUUAUACCUCUCAAAAGGAGAAAGAUGGAUUGAUGCUCGGUGCUGAAGCUAUGGAUUUGGGUUCUGCAGUGCACAGUAAUUUCUCAGCCCAGACCUACCAGGAGCGGGUGGAGGAGUACCAUCAGCGCUAUGCCUACAUGAAGUCUUGGGCUGGCCUACUCAGGAUCCUGGGUUGUGUACAGUUGCUACUUGGAGCUGCCGUGUUUGCAUGUGUCUGUGCUUAUGUCCACAAGGAUAAUGAAUGGUUUAAUAUGUAUGGAUACUCCCAGCCACAGAUGUAUGGAGGACUUGGUGGAGGGGCUUCAGCAUAUGGAAAUGGGGGCAGUAUCUACACAGGUCCCAAAACGCCUUUUGUUCUUGUAGUGGCAGGGAUAGCAUGGAUAGUGACUGUAAUCCUUGUUGUUCUUGGUAUGACUCUUUACUACAGAGCCAUUCUUCUUGAUUCUUCUUGGUGGCCACUGACAGAGUGCUCCAUUAACUUUGUAUUGGCAGUGCUGUAUAUGGCAGCAGGUAUAGUGUAUGUAAGAGACACAACCAGAGGAGGACUAUGCUACAUGCCCGUCUUCACUAAUGGAGUCAAUGGUGCAUUUUGUCGCACAGAGGCUGGCCAAACAGCAGCCAUAGUCUUCCUGUUCCUCACCAUGGUGCUCUACUUUAUCAGUGCAGGAGUUUGUCUGAAGCUGUGGAGGCACGAAGCAGCCAGGAUGAGAAAGGAAGUGCUGGCACAGGAGAUGAAAACCACUGGAUCAUCUAUCCCACUGUCUGUUCUGGAUUCAGCCUCAAGAGCCUCAGAGACGACACCUCUUCCUACCAUUCAGCCUGACAUCAUGAAUGCUCCAAACAAUGCUAGAUUUGCUCCUCUCAUGGCAGCAGAACCAGAGAUUCUUCGAGGUCACAUUCCAUCUGGAUAUAUCCCCAAACCUGUCAUCAUAGCAGAUUAUGUUGCAAAGUAUCCCAGCAUCCUCUCAGAUGAGGAGAGGGAUCAGUAUAAGGCCGUUUUCAAUGACCAGUAUGCUGAAUACAGAGAGCUUCAUGCUGAAGUCCAGGUCAUGGCUAAGAAGUUUGAAGAGAUGGAUGAGAUGAUUCAGAAUCUCCCCUCGAGGCCCUCAAGUCAACUGGAGAAAGAACGGAUUAGUAGCAUUUUAUCAGAAUAUCAAAAGAAGAAAGCUGACCCAACCUAUUUGGAAAAAAGGGAACGUUGUGAGUACUUAAAAAGCAAGCUGUCCCACAUCAAACAGAAGAUUCAGGAGUACAACAAUACCAUGGACUCCUGUGUGGCAUUGAGGAACAGAUCACGUGACGCAAGCACCUGCAGAGGCCAGGUUUGGAGUUCCUGCGCGCGCGCGCGAGCAUAUUUGUUUUGUUCUUCUUGUACGACGCCACUCUGUUGUUCAGGAUCGGCUUCAUCACAAGUCAAGAGGAUUGUUCUUUUUUCUAAGACGUUUGAAAUCCAGAAUCAUUCCAAGAUGCCAAGCCACCGUCACAGCAACCAUCUGUACCCGCCAAGUGGAAGUAAACACAAACAUAGGCACAGUGAGCCCAUGUCAAACCCAACCUUCUCCUACUAUAAAGCAGACAAGAACAUUCAAUUCUAUCGCUGGAAUUCCCCCCCAGGUGUGAUGAAGAUACUCUGCAUCAUCAUCGUCAUCAUGUGUGUGGCCAUCUUUGCAUGUGUGGCCUCAACUCUGGCAUGGGACUAUGACAUGGGUGUCAUGGGAGGUGGAACUGCCCUGAUGCCGGGUUUAACCGGUGGAUACGGCAGCAGCUACGGCAGCAGUUACAGUGGCUCAUACAGCGGCUCUUACGGUGCUGGUCUUGGUGGCAGUUCUGGCAGCUAUGGCUAUGGAGGAACACAAAUUGACCCCAAAUCUGGCAAAGGCUUUAUCAUUGCCAUUGCUGCCAUUACUUUCAUAGCCACACUGAUCAUAUUUAUCUUGGUGAUUUCAAGGCAAAAUGCAGCCCGUUCUUCAAAGUUCUACCUAGCACCCAUUAUUAUCUGUGCUAUUUUAGCAUUUUUGAUGCUCAUUUCCACCAUUGUCUACCUGGUGUCAGUGAACCCAACUGCACAAUCAUCAGGAUCUAUGUUAUACAACCAGAUGAUCCAGUUAUGUGCACAAUACCAGACACAGACUCAGGCCCAGGGUAUCUUCAUCAACCAGUACCUUUACCAUUACUGUGUGGUGGAGCCCCAAGAGGCCAUAGCAAUUGUCUUGGGCUUUCUGGUCGUUAUUGGCCUCAUCAUCUUACUAGUGUUCGCUGUCAAGACUCGCUCACUGAUCCAGCGCUGGGGCCAAGACCGAAUUCUCUGGGAGGAAGUGAAGAUUAUUAACCCUCCUUUCAACAACAGUGUCGGAGAGUGGGUGAAGACUGUGUCUGGUGAAGCAGAGAUGUUGGUCCGAGACCCUAAUGACAGAGUUGGGGGUUCAAGAGAGUACCUGGACAAGCUGGACUACAACAAGCCUCUCUACCUACCAGGAGACUCUGACAUAAGCAGUUUUGCAGGAGGCUAUAAAUCCAGACUGAAGGAAUAUGAUGCUGGGUUUGAGUCCGGAGAUGACUUGGAAGAAGAAGAUUUCAGUGUUUUAUUUCCACCCAUUAUGGAUGAGCAAGAGCGACUAAGUUACAAAAGAGAAUUUGACCGAGACCAUCUUGAAUACAAGAACCUACAGGCUGCGAUGGAUGGCUUAAACCAGAACCUAGCUGACCUGGAAGGAGACUUGGACAGGCUCCCUGAGGGGAGCCCACAGUAUCUGGAUGCCUUGAAUGAAUACACUCAAAUCAAAAGCUUCAAGAAGUCCUCAGAUUACCAGAUGAAGAAGAGGAGAUGCAAAUAUCUGAAAUCCAAACUGUCACACAUCAAGACCAAAAUCAGUGAAUACGACCGCCGCCCCUGAACAUUCUCCUGCGACUUGGUUCAGUUGAAGCAUAUUAUUUAAACUCUGUAUGAAGGAUGUCUUAACCAAGCCUCUCACUAUAUUCUCGCCACAGGAGAUGACUAAAAUAGUAUAGUUUUGUAUUUUUGCAUUAAGAAUACUUUCCAAAUUCAAUUGCUGUGUAUAACAUCUGUUGUAUUUAGCUAUUAAUCUGCAUCCAUAUAUUGGCUUAUUUUAUUCACUUUAAUGCCAUCUUUCUUUCUACAUAACAUGCUAAAGCUAGCUUUUAAAGCUACAUUAAAGAUUUAAUGCAUGAACUUGUGUUAUCCAUAUCAUAUGAUUGUUUUGGAAUUUGAGAUGAAAUCUUUCAUCAGGUGUUUUAUAAUAUUUUCCUUGUAUACAUGUCAAUAAUAGAGCAGCAGCUUGCUGGAAAAGGAAGUGAUACUUUGAUUAUUGAUGCAUCUCUGGAUGCAAGUGUUUUUUUAUUAAGUGUACUAAAAUGAAUUACAUUACAAACUAUCAUAUUAUUUUGAUUUUGUUGUUGCUGGGGCGUUGUUUAAUUGACAUAUCUGUAGGAUUUUCAUCUCUGCAACGUAAACGGCAUUGUGCACAAUAAAACGUUGUAGUAAUUUGUA
Messenger RNA from Gambusia affinis (western mosquitofish), 4089 nucleotides. RefSeq lists its product as uncharacterized. Bases 89 to 3475 code for a protein of 1128 amino acids. Lineage: Eukaryota; Metazoa; Chordata; Actinopteri; Cyprinodontiformes; Poeciliidae. The transcript is spliced from 16 exons. Gene Ontology annotation, cellular component: cytoplasmic vesicle; apical plasma membrane; bicellular tight junction. Gene Ontology annotation, biological process: bicellular tight junction assembly. The record is from RefSeq and is a predicted model, not a curated record.